Pantherophis guttatus is the source of this 918-nucleotide messenger RNA. Its product is annotated as olfactory receptor 14A2-like. NCBI's taxonomy places the organism in Eukaryota, Metazoa, Chordata, Lepidosauria, Squamata, Colubridae. Gene Ontology annotation, molecular function: G protein-coupled receptor activity; olfactory receptor activity. Gene Ontology annotation, cellular component: membrane. Gene Ontology annotation, biological process: G protein-coupled receptor signaling pathway. The record is from RefSeq and is a predicted model, not a curated record.
AUGGAUAAUGAUACUACAGAGUUUUUUCUCUUGGAAUUUUCAAACAUAUGGGAACUACAGCUUCUGUAUGCAAUGAUACUUUUGUUCAUAUAUUUAAUUACAUUAGCAGGAAACUUACUCAUUAUUUCUGCAGUUGUUUUGGACUCCUGUCUUCACAUCCCCAUGUACUUCUUUCUGACAAAUUUAGCCUUUCAGGACAUUGGUUCUGUUUCAGUCAUUGUCCCCAAAGCUGUUUUCAAUUCAGUUAUGAACAUAAAUAGUAUUUCUUAUCCUGAAUGUAUGACCCAAGUGUUUUUGUUUGUAUUCUUUGUAGACUCUGAUAUUUCUCUUCUUACUGUCAUGGCAUAUGAUCGGUAUGUUGCCAUUUGCAAUCCUUUACGAUAUGAGAUGAUAAUGAAUAGGAAGGUUUGUACCAAAAUAGUUAGUAGUGUCUGGAUUGUCAGCUUUCUCAAUGCUGUAUUAAACACAAUGGGAACUUUCAUUACUCCUUUUUGCUCUAAUAUUAUUAAUCAGUUUUACUGUGAAAUCCCACCUUUACUUAAACUUGCCUGCUCAGAUUUAUAUGUAAUUGAAAAUGGAAUUGUAGUAUUUAUUUUUACACUAACAUUUGGUUGUUUUGCUUUUAUCAUUGUUACUUAUAUACAGAUCUUUACUGCUGUUUCAAAAAUCCCUUCUGACCAGGGAAGAAAAAAGGCCUUCUCCACUUGCUUCCCUCACCUUACAGUUUUUUCUUUAUUUUUAUUUACAGCCUCACUUGCUUACCUGAGGCCUCAGUCUGACCAACCAUCAAACAUUGAUAUCAUUGUUACAAUAAUAUACUGCAUUUUUCCACCUAUGUUGAAUCCGGUAAUCUAUAGCAUGAGAAACAAGGAUAUUAAGGUUGCUCUAUUAAGAAUUCUGGUGAAAAGACAUUUAUGA